Molecule: messenger RNA, 768 nt
Organism: Tupaia belangeri chinensis (Chinese tree shrew)
Lineage: Eukaryota; Metazoa; Chordata; Mammalia; Scandentia; Tupaiidae
Gene: AGA
Product: aspartylglucosaminidase
Biological process (GO): protein deglycosylation
Cellular component (GO): lysosome; cytoplasm
Molecular function (GO): N4-(beta-N-acetylglucosaminyl)-L-asparaginase activity
Source: RefSeq, a predicted model, not a curated record
CGAGGGGAGGUGGGUGGGGUCGACCGCCGGUCUCGGGACCUUCUCGCGUUGGCCGGCGCCCGACGCAGCUAUGGCGCGAAGGUCGAUCUGGCCUGGGCUUCUCGCGCUGUUCCUGCUCGGCCCGGCUCUAGUGCGCGGCUCCAGCUGCCUGCCCCUGGUCCUCAACACUUGGCCAUUUAAGAAUGCUACCGAAGCAGCAUGGAGGACAUUAGCGUCUGGAGGUUCUCCCCUGGAUGCUGUUGAGAAUGGCUGCACUGUGUGUGAGCAAGAGCAGUGUGAUGGCUCUGUGGGCUUUGGAGGAAGUCCUGAUGAACUUGGAGAAACCACACUGGAUGCCAUGAUUAUGGAUGGCACUACAAUGAAUGUGGGAGCAGUAGGAGAUCUUAGACGAAUUAAAAAUGCUAUCGGCGUGGCACGGAAAGUACUGGAACAUACCACACAUACACUUUUAGCAGGAGAGUCAGCCACCAAGUUUGCUGAAAGUAUGGGGUUUAUCAAUGAGGAUUUAUCUACCAAUGCUUCUCGAGCUCUUCAUUCUGAUUGGCUUGCCCAGAAUUGCCAGCCAAAUUAUUGGAGGAAUGUUAUACCAGAUGCUUCAAAAUACUGUGGACCCUACAAACCACGUAAUAUCUUAGAGCAGGAGGAUCCUACCUAUAAAGAAAAAGGAGCUAAUCACGGUCAUGAUACUAUCGGCAUGAUUGUAAUCCAUAAGAUGGGACAUACUGCUGCUGGUACAUCUACAAAUGGUAAAAAAUUCAAAAUCCAAGG